AAAUAUUUUCAUGUUUAAAGCAUAGUGAAUAGCAUAUUGGGGCUUUUGCCAAAGAGGCAAGAUGAGUCACGUACAAACUACAGAAAAUUUAAAAAUUGUAUCCUUAGAUGUUAAGGACCUUCGCUUUCCUACAUCCUUGCACGCUGAUGGCUCAGAUGCUAUGCAUACUGACCCUGAUUAUUCCUGCGCUUAUGUCACUAUAACACUACAGACAGGUUUGGAAGGACAUGGUCUAACAUUUACGCUAGGUAGAGGUACAGAAAUUGUUGUACAAGCAGUAAAAACCUUAAGCUCGCUAGUUGUUGGUCAAGUUGUAACUGAUAUUUAUAAAGAAUUUGGCACAUUCUGGCGAUCCCUGACUAGUGAAAGCCAACUGAGAUGGAUUGGUCCCGAAAAAGGAGUUACUCAUCUUGCAACUGCUGCGAUCAUAAAUGCCUUAUGGGACUUGUGGGGUAAAUUAUUGAAAAAACCCGUUUGGCAACUUCUUGCAGACCUCGAACCGGAACAAUUGAUAGCAUGUAUUGACUUCAGGUACUUAACAAAUGUGAUUACAAAAGAAGAAGCCCUCGAAUUACUUAAACAAGGAAGGGUAGGCAAGCAAGAAAGAGUGAAUAAAUUAUUGGAAAUAGGAUAUCCUUGCUAUACAACACAAGCAGGUUGGCUGGGUUAUUCUAAUGAAAAAAUUAGUCAAUUGGCACAAAAGUACGUAGAUCUAGGAUUUACAGCUUUUAAAAUGAAAGUAGGGCAGAACUUACAUGAUGACAUCAAAAGAUUAGAAUUUGUAAGGAACAUAAUUGGCUGGGAUAAAAUAUUGAUGGUCGACGCUAACCAAGUAUGGGAGGUACAAGAAGCUAUCGACUGGAUGACCCAGUUGGCACAGUUCAAACCUCUUUGGAUUGAAGAGCCUACUUCUCCGGAUGACGUGUUGGGCCAUGCUCAAAUUUCCCAAGCUCUUAAACCCCUCGGCAUUGGUGUAGCCUCUGGAGAAAUGUGCUGCAACAGGGUAUUAUUUAAACAGUUCCUUCAGGCAGAUGCCAUUCAAUACUGUCAAAUCGAUUCUGCGAGAAUUGGAGGUGUUAAUGAGAUAUUAUCCGUAUAUCUAAUGGCCAAAAAGUUAGGAGUGAAAGUUUGUCCUCAUGCUGGUGGAGUUGGUCUCUGUGAGAUGGUACAGCAUUUGCAAAUGUGGGACUACGUAGCUCUUUCUGGAACAUCAGAGGGCAAAUUUAUUGAGUACAUAGAUCAGCAACACGAACAUUUUGUUAAUCCUACCAUUGUAGAAAAUGCUCAUUAUUUAGCACCUAGGACUCCUGGUUAUAAUGCUUCAUUUAAAAAGGAGGCAGUUGAAAACUACGAAUAUCCUAAUGGAAAAGAAUGGCAGAAUUUAUUCGCUAAAGGCAUUUUCAGCGAUCCUAGAAAACACACAUCGUAGACAUUUAUAUUGAGGUAAAUUUAUUAUAGAAAUUGUUAAUUAUUAGGUACACAAAGAUAAGGUUUUAAAAGGUGUUUUAUUUAUCUCAAAUGUGAAGUAAAAGAUAUUAGGUACUUGUUUUUAUCCAGCGUACUAGAGAUUGUUCAAUUGUUUUCCAAAAACUCGUGCUGAUAUUUUUUUAUAACAUAAUAUAUCAAUCAACUCGUUUUGAUUUAUGAAAAAUUUAUUAAAACGAAUAUGAACUCAAUAAUGUUGCAAUUUUAAUCUUACGAUAUUGUCGCAAUAUUUUUUUUUAAAUAAAUGUAUGAAAAGUAA
Molecule: messenger RNA, 1744 nt
Organism: Anoplophora glabripennis (Asian longhorned beetle)
Lineage: Eukaryota; Metazoa; Arthropoda; Insecta; Coleoptera; Cerambycidae
Product: mitochondrial enolase superfamily member 1
Exons: 7
Coding region: 62-1429 (455 amino acids)
Biological process (GO): carbohydrate catabolic process; amino acid catabolic process
Molecular function (GO): magnesium ion binding; L-fuconate dehydratase activity
Source: RefSeq, a predicted model, not a curated record